AUGUCAGAUGCCGAAUUCCUGACUGCUCUGGCUGCGUGCUUGGUAGCAAUGGCAGUCAUCGACCCCCUCAUCGAGGGAGAGACCGUCGUAGUACACAAUGCCAACGAGCUGCUUGCUGCUAGCAUCAGCGAACAGGCUGCGUCGAAGAGUAUCACAACCUGCUUCGUAGCAGAAGCGCUUCUGGACUCGUGUAUCUCGCUCGCGCCGUACAUGACUCAGUCUGAAGUCGCUGAGGCCCUGCCUGAGAAUCCGGCUUGCUUCGUUGGACUCUCAAACCACGCAGUCGCGAAAGCAGAAGUCGAGGCGACAAUCCUGUCCGUCUUACCAGCACACUGCCGCAAGGAGACCGCAUCCAGUCUCUACUCUGCUAUUGGUGUGCAAGACAGCUCGUCGACCGCCGCCUUUUCUGCUCAAUGGCUGCAGCGCGCCUGCUCUUGGAUGAGUAAGGCCCCCGGCACCGUCCCUGCAGUGCUGGUGGGUGUCAACGAUCUCAUACAAGGUGCGGGUGUCAAUGAUCCCACUGCCGUCGUCGACUGGACACAAUCUGAGUCUCACUCCGUCCACUUAAACCGCCUGGACUCCGCCGCGUUCUUCAAGCAAGACAAGACAUACUGGAUGUGCGGUCUUUCUGGUGCGCUUGGUGUGUCUCUGUGUGACUGGAUGAUCGAAAGAGGCGCGCGGUACCUAGUCCUCACAAGUCGCAACCCGAACAUUUCUCCGGACUGGAUCGCAGCUCACCGUGUGAAGGGUGUUUAUGUCACGAUUGUUCCUUGUGAUGUGACGGACGCAAAAGCCCUCCGCGCCGCCCAUGAACACAUCGUCGCAACGCUGCCACCCAUCAUCGGUGUUCUGAACGGCGCCAUGGUUCUCCGCGACGUGUCGAUCGCAAACAUGUCCUUUGAACAAAUGAGCGACGUCUUCCGCCCGAAGGUCUACGGCAGCAUCAACCUCGAUGCCAUCUUCCACGAUACACCGUUAGACUUCUUCAUCCUCUUCUCCUCCAUCAACUGCGUGAUCGGCAACCUGGGCCAAGCCAACUACUCCGCCGUAAACACGUUCAUGUGCAGUCUCGCUGCCCAACGACGAGCACGCGGCCUCGCAGCAACAGCACUCAAUGUCGGUGCCAUCAUUGGUGCAGGCUACACGGAGCGCGAGUCGAGCAAAGCACUAGAUUUGACGGUGUCCAAGAUGGCGCUGAUGCAUCUGUCUGAGCAGGACUACCACCAGCUGUUUACUGAAGGUAUUGAUGCUGGGCAGCCUGAUUCCGGCGAUGGUGCGGAGUUGACGACUGGUUUGCUGGACAUUCCGGCUGAUGAUGGCGCGAACGCUCCUCGAUGGCAGCACAACCCGACCUUCUCCCACUUCCUUGUGCACCAAGUCGAGCAGGUCGGCGAGGCAGGUAAUGAGGCGGUCAUGUCGGUCAAGGAUCAAGUGGCGGCGUGCAAGAACGCUAAAGACAUCCUGGUCCUGGUGAAGCGGACGCUCGCAGCGCAGCUUCGAAAUGUGCUGCAGAUGACAAGUGCUGAUGACGACCUCAUGGCUGCUCGUAGCAGUGACAUUGGUCUGGACUCGCUGAUCUCUGUCGACAUUCGCUCGUGGAUCUUGAAGAACUUCGAGGUAAGGGUGCCAGUGCUCAAGAUCAUGGGCAACGACACAAUGGCCGACAUUGCCGAGCUGGUCGUCGAACAGGUUCCGUCAACCCUACUAGGCGGCUCCGAUGCGCCAAUCGCUGUUGCAGAGCCUGUGGCGAAGCCAGCACCUGCUCCUGCGAUUGUUGUUAUGUUGAAGGGCUCCGAGAGCAACUCGGCCUCGACGUCGACCGUGGGCGACUCAUAUGACGAGUCUGUAGCUCCUACCCGAGCAGUGUCACCAAUCGUGCUGACCCGAGCCACGACACCGGAUAGUGCCGUGUCUCCAGAGCGCAAGCCAAAGCGCGCGGGAGACAUCAACUGGGACACCGAGAUUGUCCUCCCCAAGGCUGCUUUAAUCCCCAGAGCACUGGUACCAGCCUCGCCGCCUCGCCGUGUGGUGCUGACAGGUGUGAGCGGCCUGCUUGCUCGGCAAAUGCUGGAGCAGCUUCUCCUGAACAAGUCCGUGGAUGAGAUAAUUUGUAUCGCCACGCGGCGCCUGGACGAGCGUCUCGCCUCUAGAGACCUCCCUCGGGACGCUCGCAUAAGCUACUUUGCCGGUGAUCUGGAACAGCCUCGCCUCGGGCUGUCCGUCAAAAAAGCCAGCGCGAUCUUUUCGCGUGCCGAUGUUGUCAUCCACAACGCUGCCGAUACUUCCCAUCUCAAGUUCUACCCAGCAAUCCGCGCUGCCAACACCGGGUCCACGCGCGAGCUCAUCAGCCUGUGCAUGAAUCGCGAGAUCCCAGUCCACUACCUCUCAACACUGAUCAUCUUCCACCCUGCAGAUGGCUCGCACGGCUAUGUCGCCGCGAAAUGGGCAAGCGAGCGUCUGCUGGAGGAGUACUCGGCCCAGCAUGGUGCAAAGACCUGGAUCCAUCGUCCAUCGACGAUCAUGCGGUCUGGCAAGGACGCCACAAACGCAGCGGCUCAGAUCGACUGGAUGAACGCUUUGGUGUCGUACAUGAACCAGAUGAAGGCAGUACCCACCCAUUCUGGGCGCUCGGUCUUCAAGAAGACUGUUGCUUCGGACGCUCUAGUCUCCUACGUCCAUCAAGUCGGUACCAUGUCGCCGCCACUAAGCCAUCUCAAGGAGUUCGUGCAAGGGCAGACAAGCGCCGCUGAUGUGCAAGUUUUACCUGUUGCACAAUGGGGUGAGAAGGCAGUCAACUCAGGCCUCCACCCUGGUAUUGCUGCACUCAUUGAGUCCAUGGACGAUCCUGGCCAACCGCACUACCCGAGGAAGUUGAAGGCGGCGGAAUAG
Molecule: messenger RNA, 2889 nt
Organism: Fulvia fulva
Lineage: Eukaryota; Fungi; Ascomycota; Dothideomycetes; Mycosphaerellales; Mycosphaerellaceae
Exons: 4
Coding region: 1-2889 (962 amino acids)
Biological process (GO): fatty acid biosynthetic process; secondary metabolite biosynthetic process
Molecular function (GO): fatty acid synthase activity; phosphopantetheine binding
Source: RefSeq, a predicted model, not a curated record